Messenger RNA from Neurospora tetrasperma FGSC 2508, 282 nucleotides. RefSeq lists its product as uncharacterized. The coding region runs from base 29 to 187 and encodes 52 amino acids. Lineage: Eukaryota; Fungi; Ascomycota; Sordariomycetes; Sordariales; Sordariaceae. The transcript has a single exon. The record is from RefSeq and is a predicted model, not a curated record.
CUUGGGCGAGGAGGAGGAUUACUAGAUUAUGUACCGUCGCUGGGUCAGGUCGGUAUCGGGUUGUGGAUGGCGGGGUGACCACAACUACCAGUGUGUCGUCUAUGAGGCGAGCAUGUGCCGCGAUUGUUUUGUUGUAAAUGCUAGAGCAGAUCUAAAGGUCGGAAUGGGGUGGUGGUACAAUUGGUGACAUGAAAGAGCAGGUAAGAUAAUCAAGAGAGCAGAAAAAGCACGAUGAGAUGGGAUUGAAUCAAUGCCAACGAAGUUCCCGUUGGCGUGUGGAAA